Messenger RNA from Metarhizium acridum CQMa 102, 909 nucleotides. Lineage: Eukaryota; Fungi; Ascomycota; Sordariomycetes; Hypocreales; Clavicipitaceae. The record is from RefSeq and is a predicted model, not a curated record.
AUGAGCGACCCUCGGAUCGAUGAAGCCAUUGCCGCUGGCCAUGUGCCCCCGGAUGUCCCCCUGGAUGUUCUAAAAGAGUCUCGAGACACACCGGCCAUCGCGAGCAUUGUCGUCGUCGCUGUCCUGACAUCGUUGGUCGUCAUGUGUAGACUGUAUUCGCGGAAGUACAUUACAAAGAAGUACGGAUUUGGCAUCGACGACGGAAUAGCUCUCGCGUCGCUACUGGUUUUUAUUCCUUUUGCAGCUCUAUGCAUAGUGCUCAUCAACCUAGGCGCUGCACGAAACUUCUUGUUCGAGUUUUUCGUCAUGACCGAGGACGAGUAUAGGAAAGUACAGCUCAUGGAUUCCAUCGCGCACUUGGCUUAUAGCACGGCGCUGGUGCUUUGCCGAGUAUCGGGAAUCGCAUUUUAUUACCGCAUUUGCUACCUGGACAAAAAGUUCCUCCUAGCCAUCAAAAUCAUCUUUGUGAUUAUAAUGCUAGGCAUUUCGCUUGUCUGCGACUUCCUACUCUUCGGCAUUCCAGCGGCAAUGCUCAAGGGCUUGGAGCUGCCACGGAAACAAAAGCUUCAACUGGCUUGUACGCUGUUCCCGGGCAUACUCGUUAUCGGCAUCUCUGUCGCGCGGGUCGUGCUAGUCACCGACUAUGCUGCCGAGACGGACGACGCUUUUGGAUAUGCCUUUCUCAAGUUGCUUUGUGUCGAGGUCGCCGAGGUCGGCGCCACAAUUAUUGCCGUGUCGGUCCCGGGAGUCAAGCCGAUGGUGGACAAAUAUAUACUGACAAAAGACAAGGAGUCCCACUCCAGCAGUUCAAAUUCCAGGGGUUCAAGCAUGUCUUCCAGGGAUGAAAUAAAACCGCAUCGAGGCCAAGUGCACAUCGUGGAGCUCUCAAAGGAAAAGGGCGGAAGAUAG